This is a messenger RNA of Perca fluviatilis (European perch), 1744 nucleotides long. RefSeq names its product peptidoglycan recognition protein 5 (gene pglyrp5). Lineage: Eukaryota; Metazoa; Chordata; Actinopteri; Perciformes; Percidae. Gene Ontology annotation, biological process: innate immune response; peptidoglycan catabolic process. The coding region runs from base 502 to 1005 and encodes 167 amino acids. The transcript has 4 exons. Gene Ontology annotation, molecular function: N-acetylmuramoyl-L-alanine amidase activity; zinc ion binding; peptidoglycan binding. The record is from RefSeq and is a predicted model, not a curated record.
UGACAUUAGCAUAAUUAGGCUUCUUCUGUUUCAGACUUCAUAAUCAUAUCGGGGUCAUACCACUUCUUGUUUCCUCCCACUGCAAAAGCACACGCACUAUAUGAUAUUGCAAAACAGAUACUACUGAUUUUUUUUCUUGAAACUCGCAUGACUCUAAAAAUAAUUUUGAAGCAGUCACACAACAUCUGUGGUAAAGAAACUGCCACAGUAUUUCUGUCACUGUGUGGAAUUUUGACCGUGCCGAUUCUACUUCCUUCUUUUUCAAAUGCGUAUAUUCCACAAAAAAAACUGUUGCGCAACUGUAGACUUAAUCUUCUAGUGAUAGACUGAGUAUUACUUAACAAACAUGACCAGUUGGAAUAUGAUUUGUGUGCACAUGCAUCCACGUGGAACAAAUAGAAACAAGGAAGGUGUACUUCCCGUGACCACACCUCCAGAAACAGGCUCGUUGAUAAGGCAGCUGCACGUCUGCUGCAGUCAAAGGCCUCUGUGUAAGGAGGUAUGGCACAAAAAGUGACUAUUGUUUCAAGGCAGCAGUGGGGAGCAGCUGCCCCUAAAAAAAGGGAGACUCUGAAAGGCUCUGCCCAGAGAGUUGUCAUACACCACACUGCCCUCCCUAGAUGCAAAGGCCAGAAAGAGUGUAUGGACCGCCUUGUCAGCAUUCAGAGAGGGCAUAUGAAAGACAGAGGCUUCGAUGACAUUGGAUAUAAUUUUCUUGUCGGAGGAGACGGUGCCGUGUAUGAGGGCCGUGGCUGGGGUGUGGUUGGGGCACAUGCCAAAGGCAACAAUCAUGACUCACUGGGGAUUGCCUUCAUGGGAAAUUUCAAAAAUGACACACCAAGCACAGAGGCAAUGUCAUCCGUCAAAAAGCUGCUGCAAUCUGGAGUUUCUCAGGGCUUUCUAAACCCAAAGUUUGCCCUGUUUGGGCACAGAGAUCUGGGAGACACAGAAUGUCCAGGAGAAAAACUGUAUGCUGCACUACCACAACUGAGGGGUACCACAUAAAGCUCACUGCAGAUUCUGAUUGUUUUGAUUGCAAAAAAUUCCCUAGUUUCAUAUCUUAAACAAACCUUCAGCAGCUCUUCGUUAAUACCAGAUGUGGAAUAAACAGGGUGACAGGAUGAAGAAGAAUUUAGAAUAAAUACUGACUCAUUAUUUCUUAUCAAAUUCUUUUUAUUCAUGGCUGUUCUCUGAACUAAGGGAAGGUUUGUGACUUUCUCUUACAGCAGAGGGAGCCAGCAAAUGGGAUGAGACCAAUAGGCUUUAGAGUGCAAAAUGCCUGAAAGUCAAUGCCCUUUAAUUCACAUGUAGAAAAUUGUCACCGUAGCUAUUGCUUGUUAAUUUGAUUACAUUCUUUCAAUCUGUUAUGCUACUUUUUAGUUACCUAAGUGCAAUAUUAAUAUGGAGGCUAAUGCCAAAUACUUAUGAAAGUAUUCAUAAGUAAAAGGCCUUAGGAUUAUUAUUACAUUACAUUAAGCUGACGCUUUUAUCCAAAGCGACUUACAAUUGCUAUUUGUGUCAGUGGUCGCACGCCUCUGAAGCAACUAGGGGUUGAGUGUCUUGCUCAGGGACACAUUGGUUGAUGUAUCACAGUGGGAAUUGAACCUAAAACUCCCACACCAAAGGCAUGCGUCAUAUCCACUGCACCAUCACCUCCCAGAUGCUGAUGAAUAUUCACAUGGAUUUAACCCGUUCUGAUGUUAAGCUACAGGUCUUUUUGAAAUAAAUACCAUUUUAUUAGCAA